CAAUUGUACUUCCUGUUGUAGUACGCCCCAAACAAAACAAAGUAGUGCGGCUCUUGUCUCCGCUCUGCUGGGCUAACGAUGGGGGAGGCUGACGUGACACAGACCCAGGCCGACGAGAAGCCCCCGGACUCGGCUUUGGUCCCCGGGGAGGAGUCGGUGGUGUGGAGCCAUGAGGUGGAGGUGUGUCUCUUUCACGCCAUGAUUGGACACAAACCUGUCGGAGUCAACCGUCACUUCCACAUGAUCUGCAUCCGGGACAAGUUCAGUCAGAACAUCGGCCGCCAGAUCUCCUCCUCGGUCAUCUGGGACCACCUGGGAACAAUGUACGACAUGCAGGCGCUGCACGAGUCCGAGAUCUUGCCGUUUCCAAACUCGGAGAAGAGCUUCUCUCUGCCUGAUGACAUCAUCCAGGAAGUGAAAGAAGGCAAGCUGGGCUCUGAGGAGGACACAAAAGAAGAGUUCAGGAUGGAGCGAGAACCUCCAGCGACUCACGAAGAAGGGAGCAACUCCUCGGUGAAGACGUCGGAGCGCUCCAGCGGCAGCCGGGACCGGGAGAAGGGAGGGGCCGAGGGCGGAGCCACGGGAGGAGGAGGCGGGAAGGAGGCGGAGAAGAGGAAGCGGAGUCGAACCACGGAGAAGCUGAUGUCGUCUUCCAACCCCGCGAGCCCUGGAGGGGCCAAAAGGAGGCGCACCUGAUCCGGAGCGGGGUUACCUGUUGCCAUGGAAGCACACUUCCUGUCACAUGACGUGUGGGACAGGAAGCAGCCGGCGUGUCGUCAGAGCGCGCCUUCAUUUAACUGCGCUUCCUCGUUUGCCACCUGAGGCCACACCCCCUCCUUAACCUCCCUGGUCACGUGACCUUUUGUUUACAUGCGACUAGAGACAAACUCAGUUGCUUUGAUCAGCUGACAGGAAGCUUGAGGCAAGUGCACACAGGAAGUGGUCACAGCUGUCGACUAGCAUGCUCAAUUAGCCUGCGAGCUUAGCCUUAGCAUUAGCCCCGCGGAGCUGCUCGCUUUUUUUGCGGUCCGAACUGCGAAUGUUUCGCCGGAGAACAAAAAGCAAUAUGUUUGUAAUUGUUUUAUUUUUCUCUACUUUUUUGAUGUUAUUAGCAUUUAUUUUUACUCUAUUUCCAUUUGAUUUUCUGUCCUUUUGUUCGGACAAGAAGCAGACGUUUCAGUCAUUAAAUGGGUUGAUGAAA
This is a messenger RNA of Nerophis lumbriciformis (worm pipefish), 1201 nucleotides long. RefSeq names its product MRG/MORF4L binding protein (gene mrgbp). The record is from RefSeq and is a predicted model, not a curated record. Gene Ontology annotation, cellular component: nucleus; NuA4 histone acetyltransferase complex. Lineage: Eukaryota; Metazoa; Chordata; Actinopteri; Syngnathiformes; Syngnathidae. Gene Ontology annotation, biological process: regulation of transcription by RNA polymerase II.